Messenger RNA from Sarcophilus harrisii (Tasmanian devil), 2794 nucleotides. RefSeq names its product protein phosphatase 2 regulatory subunit B'epsilon (gene PPP2R5E). The record is from RefSeq and is a predicted model, not a curated record. Lineage: Eukaryota; Metazoa; Chordata; Mammalia; Dasyuromorphia; Dasyuridae. Gene Ontology annotation, cellular component: nucleus; cytosol; protein phosphatase type 2A complex. Gene Ontology annotation, molecular function: protein phosphatase activator activity. The transcript is spliced from 13 exons. Gene Ontology annotation, biological process: protein dephosphorylation; signal transduction. The coding region runs from base 1328 to 2503 and encodes 391 amino acids.
UAAAAACCACAGUGCUAGUCUGUAGAGUCAGAGGUAGAGUUUGAACCCUUGUCUCUCCUGAGCUCUUUCCACUGUACCACACUGUCUAGGUAGAAAUAAAGAAAAAAAUAUCACUAGCAUACAUGAUAAUUCUUUGAUAGCAUUCCUAUUUUUCUAAUAGUGAAGUCUCUUGGGGCAUUGAGAAGUUUAAUGACUUUCCCAUUAUCAUAUAACUAGUUACAUGUCAAAGACAGAAUUUAAUCUAGUUCUUUCUGAUUCUAAGAUCGGCCUUCAUUAUGUCAACCCCAUACUCCAAGUCUUCAUUGCUUCCCUAUUGAAAAUACAUUAUAUCAAGUCUAAGCUCCUUUAUUUGACUUUUAAAAUCUUCAUUAUUUGGGUCUAUUCUUCUACAUCUGUUUUUUUAUAAUAUUCUCUCUAAAUUCUAUGCUUUAGUUAUUUUCAUCUGUUAUCUUCAUUUCAUACAUGUUUUUUCUCUCUAGUUCACAGUUUCCUUUUGUUGAGAGGUGCCUCAUCUUUCUCUUGAAAGCUUGCCCAACCUUUAGCAUAAUAUAGUAAGAAAAAUGGGGCAAGGAGACCUAGAUUCCAGUCCCUACUCUGCUGCUAACUCUUGUGUGACCUUGAUAAAUUAUCCAAUUAUAAAUUUCUCUAAGCCUCAAUUUUAUCAUUUGUAAAAUGACAGUCUUGGGCUAGAACAUUGGUUUUCUCCCUGAAAUUGCAACCAAAAAUAUAGGUUGCUUGUGGAUCAACAUAAAGAUCCUCAGAAAAAUAUAUACAUCCCACAGUCUUGUCCAAACAUUGAGGUGAGCAGAAAGUGCAAGGCAUUGGGGGAAAUCUAACAAAGAGAGACUGGUUCCAAGAUUAACCCCUUUUAUGUUGGUUGCACUUCCUCCAAUCACAACUCUGUAUAACCUCUGUCUCCAUGGAGGUAUUGACUGCUGUCAUUCUCUGUCUGGCCUCCUGGGGUAUAAAGAGUACGGGUAGGGAGACUGAACAGCAUGGGAAAAACCACAGAGUAUCCCUUUAAAGGGUAAAGGAAACAUACUUGGGAUCCAGAAAUAUCUCUAAGAAUGAGAAUGAUGGGCAUAAUUUAAUUAGAUUGAAUUGAAUAGAGACAAAUGUUCAGUCUCUGUACUUUUUGAACCCAAAUACUGAGAGGAGAGUGUUCAUGUGAAAAAGACCCCGAGGCUUUAGAAGACAACAAACACAAGACAAUUCACCAAGACAAAUCACCAGUGGGAUGUGGUAAUCAAAAAGAGACGUUCCAUCCUCAGAGCAGCCUGAACUGUUCCUAAAGAAACUUCAGCAGUGCUGUGUCAUUUUUGACUUCAUGGACACGCUAUCAGAUCUUAAAAUGAAAGAAUACAAGCGCUCCACUCUUAAUGAACUGGUGGACUACAUUACAAUAAGCAGAGGCUGUUUGACAGAGCAGACUUACCCUGAAGUAGUUAGAAUGGUAUCUUGCAAUAUAUUCAGAACUCUCCCUCCUAGUGACAGCAAUGAAUUUGAUCCAGAAGAAGAUGAACCUACCCUUGAGGCAUCAUGGCCACAUUUACAGCUUGUAUAUGAAUUUUUCAUACGAUUUUUGGAAAGCCAAGAAUUCCAACCCAGCAUUGCCAAAAAAUACAUAGAUCAGAAAUUUGUAUUACAGCUUUUGGAACUAUUUGACAGUGAAGAUCCUCGAGAGCGAGACUACCUAAAAACAGUCUUACACAGAAUUUAUGGCAAGUUUCUUGGUCUUAGAGCAUUUAUCCGAAAACAGAUUAACAAUAUUUUUCUACGGUUUGUUUAUGAAACUGAACACUUCAAUGGAGUAGCUGAACUGUUGGAAAUAUUAGGAAGUAUUAUCAAUGGCUUUGCCUUACCUCUUAAGGCAGAACACAAACAGUUUCUGGUGAAGGUAUUGAUUCCUUUACAUACAGUCAGGAGCUUAUCUCUCUUCCAUGCACAGUUGGCAUAUUGCAUAGUACAGUUUUUGGAGAAAGAUCCUUCACUCACAGAGCCAGUUAUUAGAGGGUUAAUGAAAUUCUGGCCUAAAACAUGUAGUCAAAAGGAGGUCAUGUUUCUUGGGGAGCUGGAAGAAAUCUUGGAUGUGAUUGAACCUUCACAAUUUGUUAAAAUUCAGGAACCAUUGUUUAAACAAAUUGCCAAGUGUGUAUCUAGCCCUCAUUUUCAGGUGGCAGAGAGGGCACUGUAUUAUUGGAAUAAUGAAUACAUCAUGAGUUUGAUAGAGGAAAACUCCAAUGUCAUCCUUCCCAUCAUGUUUUCCAGUCUCUAUAGGAUUUCCAAAGAACAUUGGAACCCGGCUAUCGUUGCUUUAGUGUACAAUGUAUUGAAGGCAUUUAUGGAAAUGAACAGCACCAUGUUUGACGAGUUAACAGCCACUUACAAGUCAGAUCGCCAGCGUGAGAAAAAGAAAGAAAAAGAACGUGAAGAAUUGUGGAAAAAACUGGAGGACCUGGAAUUAAAGAGAGGUCUUAGACGUGAUGGAAUAAUUCCCACUUAACAACAACAAAAUGACAACAGCAUUAUUAACCUGUGGAGUCACACAUUUAUGUAGUAGAAGAUGGAGCAACAGUUUUUUCUGUAUUGUGCAACUUUACAGUAGAUUUCACAUUUGUUUCAUUAUUACAACAGCACUGUAUAUACCUGUCAAUAAGUAAAGGAAAAAAAAUAAGGACUUAAAUCCAAAGUUUGGACAGUAGAUGGACUUCUCAGAACUUUGCAAACAUAAUCAUUGUUCUAACCCUACUUUAAAAGCAGUCUUCAGAGAUCUGUUGAUAAAAUUGCUAUGUUA